AUGAAGUUUUCAGCACUCACCUUUGUCGCUCUGGCAGCCUCUUCGGUAUAUGGCUCGGUCAUUAAUGUCUCUGCCCUUGAUACCGCCGACACCUUUGUCAAUCUCGAGACCCGCGCCACAUGCUGGAAGUCGGACAUGCAAGCCGUCAAGGACCGCAUCAACCACUACAAUGUCUUCUGCCAGAUGUACAAUGCUCAGUAUNNAUCUCGCGAUUCAUCUCCUCUGCCCACAUUGACUGCCGCCAAGUUGACCGGUGCAUGCUCGUGUCUCCUGGCCGAGUGGAACAAACAAUCAAACCCCACUUCCGUGCCUUCUACCGGAUCAAACACCUGCGCCGCUUCAGACAUCAACCUGAUCAAGAACGAGGCACCCAAAAACUUCCAAUCCUACUGCAAAUGGUGGGGCUUGAUUCCUCGCACACGCUCAGCCAUCCCCGGAGUCAGCGCCAACCAAAUCACAAAAUCGUGCAAGUGUCUGCUCGCCUCGACCGGAACCACUGCAUCCACUGCCGCCAAAGUUACUACCAGCACUUCGAAGGCUGCAGCCACUUCCACUGCUUCGGCCUGCAAGAAGCGCAGAAAGGUUCGCAGAACUGUUACUGUUGAGGUUCCUGCUGAGGCCACUCCUUCUGUUUAA
This is a messenger RNA of Aureobasidium vineae, 636 nucleotides long. Lineage: Eukaryota; Fungi; Ascomycota; Dothideomycetes; Dothideales; Saccotheciaceae. The record is from the annotation of a GenBank genome assembly.